Messenger RNA from Paramecium sonneborni, 1606 nucleotides. The record is from the annotation of a GenBank genome assembly. Lineage: Eukaryota; Ciliophora; Oligohymenophorea; Peniculida; Parameciidae.
AUGUUCAAAAAGAACAUCGUCAAUUUAUACAAAUGUACAUCACUCAUAAAACAACAAUCUCCAAAUGAGAUUCUGUAACUUAAGAAAUACACCUAAAAACAAUAUCUUAAACAUCCAAAACCUCACAAAAUCUAUCCAGGUUCUUUAGAAGAUCUCUAUUUUAAAUUUCAUUGUUAUGGCUCUAAUAUGACAUUUGAUGAUAAAAUGGAUAUUCUAUAGAACAUGGUUAAUCAAAAUAGUGAAUUCAAAAAUCUUUCACUUAAUGGUGUGUAAUCUAUAAUUAGUUCAUUAACUGUAGAACUUACAAGUCUAAAUUAUUCAGACAAUGAUGGUAAAUCUCGCUCUUUAAUUUAUAGAAUACAACAUUUCCUAGUUUAUCAAUAUCCUCCAUUAGAUUAAGUAUUAUGACUCAAAAUCUUGGAUUGCAGCCAUGGAUAAUUAUCAUAAAUAAGGUAUACUCAAUUGGUAUCAAUACACCGAAUUUACUCAUGCUGUAUAUGACUUUUCUUCCUUCUUACAUGAAAUAUGGCAUUUAAAUAUAGUUAAAGACAUUUCACAAGAAGCUUUUUGUGAUUUUAUAGGUUUUGUAGAAAAUAAGAAGAAUCUUGAUCUUUGUGAUCAUGAAUUGAAUAGAGCAUAUUAACAUCUUAGAAAAUUUAAGGUAUAUGCUACUAAAAAUUAAAUGCUUGUUAUUAUGUAAUAUUUUAUUCAAGCUUUAAAAUAACCUCCUGUAUCUUUAUCUACAUAUUAAUUCAUCUUCUUUUUUUGUAUUGAUCAUUUCAACAUUCAAGAAUUAGAUUAAGCUAAUCGAGCAUUAUUUCUUAAAUUAUUAUAACAAUUUCAUAUGGAACUCAAUCAAUUCUCUGAUCUUAAUAAACUAAUAAAUAAUUUUCAAGAUUACAAUCUAUUGAUUGAAUUAAUGUUGAAAUAUCAUCAAGAAAUUGAACAACCAUUUAGAGAUUAAUUUGCUGAUAGAAUUCUUAAUCUCUUUCUUAAAAGAGAAUUAGAGGAUAUAACAUAUGAUUCACUUAAAAAUUUAAACAUCUUAAAUGAAAAAUUAUAAAAUUAGAAAUGUUUUAAACAUGUUAAUCAUGUUAUCUAAAUGAUUUAUGAAUUAUCUUUACUCAAUUUAAAGAACAUCAAAUCAAAAAAAUAAGAUCUUCUUAGCAUCUAUUCAAUAUUUGAAAGAUUAGAAGAUAAAAAUCAAAUUUUAUCAGUUUUAGCCAAAUCUAAUCUUAAUUUAGAUGAUGUUAAUUUUAAUCAUGAAGACUUAGUUGCCUUCCUAAAAAAAUUAGAUGAAAGUGAUUUAGUUUAUUAUUUGACAGAAUUUUUGGAAUCCACUUUAACAUAUGUUGCUAAAAAUAUAAAUGAUUUCUAACCUGAUGAUUGGUGUUACACAUUUUAUUUACUUUACAAAUAUGUUGUCAAAGAUCAUGAAGAACCAAGUAAAUUUGAUAAUGAUUUAAAUAUCUUAAAGUAGUAUAUCAAAUUGAGAUACAUGACAAGUUAUAGAUAGACAAUACCUACCAAUAGUUCAUAUUAUAAAAUAUUAUCAGUAGUAGAAAUAGAAGUAUUCUUUGCUGACGAUUUACUCAAUUUAUAUUGA